GCCAUGCCGGAACCGCGCGGGCAGUCGCAGCUGCGGGUGAACGCGGCAUUUGCCGCGAGGUACAGCCGCUACCGGGAACGUGAGGAGCUGCAGCGCUUGAAGGAUCGCUACGGGGACCGAGACAGUGGCAGCGAUUCCAGCUCCGAGUCCGACUCCAGCGACGAACGCGUAGAAUUUGACCCCCAGCAGGAGCGAGACUUUUAUAGGACUCUCUCCUUGUUGAAGAAGAAGGAUCCCCGCAUUUAUCAAAAGGAUGCCACCUUCUACCAGCAAACAGCACCAUCCUCGGAGAGUGAAGAGGAGUCAGCAGUUGCAGAGAAGCGGAAGAAGGUGCAGCCCAUGUACCUGAAGGACUACGAGAGGAAAGUUAUCUUGGAGAAAGAAGGCAAAUAUGUCGAUGAGGAGAACUCAGACGGAGAAGCUUCUGAUCAGAGGCAUCAGCAAACUCUGUCCCAGAGUUACGUGGAGGAACAGAAACAGCUCAAGGAAAGCUUCCGGACAUUCGUGGAGGACAGUGAGGAUGAGGAUAGCGCCAGGGAUGGUGGCUCUGGCUUGUUGCAGAAACGUGCUAGAACCGGGGAGGAGAAGGCCCAGGAGGAGGCCGACUACCUUGAGUGGCUGAAGGGCCAAAAGGAGAUUGAGAACCCCGAGACCCUGAAAGAACUGACCCACCUCAAGGACUACUGGAACAACCCUGAGCUGGAGGAAGGGGAGCGAUUCCUGCGGGAUUACAUCCUCAACAAAUGCUAUGAGGAGGAGGGAGAGGAGGAUGAAGAGGACGACGAAGAGGAAGAGGAAGGGCCUGCUGGCCCGCUGGUACAGCUGGCUGUGGAUGACUCUUCGGACGAGGGUGAGCUGUUUCUGAAGAAGCAGGAGGACUUUGAGCACAAGUACAACUUCCGCUUCGAGGAGCCAGACUCAGCUGCGGUCAAGAGCUACCCACGUAGCAUCGUGUCCUCUGUGCGCCGUAAGGAUGAGCGCAGGAAGGAGAAAAGGGAAGAGACGCGGGAGCGAAAGAGGAGGGAGAAAGCCAAGAAACGGGAGGAGCUCAAACAGCUGAAGAACCUGAAGAGGAAGGAGAUAGUGGCCAAGCUGGAGAAGUUGCGGCAGGUCACAGGCAACAAGACGCUGGGCCUGGAGGAGCAGGACCUGGAGGAUGACUUUGACCCCACCCGGCAUGACCAGCUCAUGCAGAAGUGCUUUGGUGAUGAGUACUACGGCACCAUGGAGGAAGAGAAGCCACAGUUUGAGGAAGAGGAAGGGCUUGAAGACGACUGGAACUGGGACUCAUGGGAUGGCCCGGAGCAGGACGGUGAUUGGAGCCAGCAAGAGCUACACUGUGAGGACCCUGACUUCAAUAUGGACGCUGACUAUGACCCUAGCCAGCCGCACAAGAAGCAGCGUGCGGCCCCCUCGGUGGGCAGGAAGCAGCGCAAGUCCCCCUUCGCCACGGCUGUGGGGCAGGAAAAGCCGGCGUUUGACCCCAGGGACAAGACAUUUGAGGAGUAUCUGGACGAGUAUUACCGGCUGGACUACGAGGACAUUGUUGAUGACCUGCCCUGUCGCUUCAAGUACCGCACUGUGGUGCCCUGCGACUUUGGGCUCAGCACUGAGGAGAUCCUGGCUGCUGACGACAAGGAGCUGAACAGGUGGUGCUCGUUGAAGAAGACCUGCAUGUACAGGUCGGAGCAGGAAGAGCUGCAGGACAAGCGAGCAUACAGCCAGAAAGCCCAGAACUUGUGGAAAAAGAGGCAGAUCUUCAAAUCUCUCUGCUCAGAAGAGAUGGAAAUGCCCACGGAAGCCACAAGGAAGCCACAGAGAGACAAAACCAGUCCACAGGGCCAGCUGCCAGUGCCUGAUGGGGCCCGUGGGAAACGGCCCCAACCCCAGAGCCCCCCAGCACAGGAAGAGGUGGCCCCUGAGAAGCCAGCCCCUCAGAGGCGGAGGCGGGGCAAGAAGGCACGUCUCCUGGGUCCCACGGUGACACUUGGAGGGCGUGAGUUCAGCCGCCAGAGACUGCGGGCCUUUGGCCUCAACCCCAAACGCCUGCACUUCCGUCAACUGGGCCGACAACGGAGGAAGCAGCGAGAGCCCAAGAGUGGUCCCUGA
Molecule: messenger RNA, 2109 nt
Organism: Orycteropus afer afer
Lineage: Eukaryota; Metazoa; Chordata; Mammalia; Tubulidentata; Orycteropodidae
Gene: KRI1
Product: KRI1 homolog
Exons: 19
Coding region: 4-2109 (701 amino acids)
Biological process (GO): endonucleolytic cleavage in ITS1 to separate SSU-rRNA from 5.8S rRNA and LSU-rRNA from tricistronic rRNA transcript (SSU-rRNA, 5.8S rRNA, LSU-rRNA)
Cellular component (GO): nucleolus; 90S preribosome
Source: RefSeq, a predicted model, not a curated record